AGACAAAAUAUUUUCUCUCUUCUCUAUAAUCUUCAAUUCUUGUUGUUAACGUUAUUUUUUGUUAUAUACAUUAUUCAUAAUCAGUAUAAUUCGUUUUUUUCAUUACCGAUUAUACUAGAUUCAGUGCAAUCAUCUUCAUUGUCGUCAUCAUCGUCCGUCAUACAUCCUACAUAAACUUACGUUAACUUUUGUUCCUUACAUAACACACACACACCUACUGAAUGCUAUAUUUUUUUUUCUUGCACUGCAUCAAAUCGUUCAUGAGUGAAUUUUUCAAAUUUUUCUUUUCAUUUCAUUUUUGAAAAAGUAGCUACCAUCAUUCAAACGGAUCAUCGCCCAAUUAUCGAGAUCAUCCAUGAAUAGUGACAUCGAUGAACAUCGUGAUUAACUUUUUUUAACUAAAAAAAAAAUCAUUCGUUAACGAAUCAACAUUCAAUCGCCAAUGUGUGAUCAUUCCAUCCAGACAACGGCACAUAAAAUCGAAAAUGAAUUUUUUUUCAUUUGUUUGAUUCUAAUUUUAUCCAAAACAUCAAUAUCGUGAUCGUGAAACAUAAAAUUGACUACUAUAUUUUGCUUUCUCGACAAUAAUAAUAAUUUAUGACCGUGAUCUGAACCAGUUUAUUCGAUUUGAAAUUAGCGUUUCUUCUUAAUUUGGUUGUCAAACUACUGGUGAAAAAAAACAGAUGCCAAAAAAAUCGAUAUUAGAUUAAAAAAUUCACAAGCUUCAAGUUGAAAUUAAAUUAAAUUAUCCGUUUUUCACUGUUAAUCACAGCCAAGUUUCAUUGAAUUUUGUUUUUUAUUUUUCAUUUGAAAUUAACUAAAAAAAAAAAAAAAAAAUGUCUACCAAAACCGAAUCAUCAUCACAAUCUAAAUCUUUGCAUCAUGUCAACUUCAAUACAGAUGAUAAUAAAAUUUCUGCAAAAAAGAAACGUUAUCUCACGGCCAAAUAUGGUCAACAUCAGAUGAAUUUGAUCAAAAAACGUUUAAAAGUUGAAAUGUGGAUGUAUGAACAGCUACAGUUUCUCUUUGAUUCUGAUGACAACUUGAAUGACAUUGAUAUCGAUCUCGAUGAGGUGUUGGAUUUGGAAGGCAAAACACGUAAACAAUGGCUAAGAGAAAAAUUGAUCGAUGCUAAAAAAUCAAAAGAAUUGGUGGAAAAAUUUAUUGUGGAAUUGUUGGAAAUGGCUAACACUUUAUAAAAUGAAUGUUUUCAUGUUUGUGUAAAUAAUAGUUUCUCCAUACAUUUCCGCGCUUGCAUUUGUAAAUUGUUGCUGUGACAAACUUGGCAUAUAUUUUUUCAAAAAAAAUCAAAUGAAUAAAAUGUAUUCUUAAUAAUUUCUUAA
Dermatophagoides farinae (American house dust mite) is the source of this 1343-nucleotide messenger RNA. RefSeq lists its product as uncharacterized. Lineage: Eukaryota; Metazoa; Arthropoda; Arachnida; Sarcoptiformes; Pyroglyphidae. Gene Ontology annotation, cellular component: cytoplasm. Gene Ontology annotation, molecular function: protein serine/threonine phosphatase inhibitor activity. The record is from RefSeq and is a predicted model, not a curated record. Gene Ontology annotation, biological process: regulation of phosphorylation.